Messenger RNA from Triticum aestivum (bread wheat), 987 nucleotides. RefSeq names its product 26S proteasome non-ATPase regulatory subunit 13 homolog B. Gene Ontology annotation, biological process: ubiquitin-dependent protein catabolic process. Gene Ontology annotation, cellular component: cytosol; proteasome regulatory particle, lid subcomplex; nucleus. Bases 461 to 922 code for a protein of 153 amino acids. Lineage: Eukaryota; Viridiplantae; Streptophyta; Magnoliopsida; Poales; Poaceae. Gene Ontology annotation, molecular function: structural molecule activity. The transcript has 2 exons. The record is from RefSeq and is a predicted model, not a curated record.
GGCCAUCUGUUCUUGUGCAUCCAGAGCCUGGUAUUCGGCGGUCCUUCUCCGCGCCAUUGUCAACCAUUGACGUGGAGAGCGCGGCUCAUUGACGUGAAGCCUUGCCAUCAAACCCUUUAACAGUCGCGCAAGGGGCGAUCGCUGAGCCGUGCCACGUCGAUGUAUAUACUGUCCCUGUGAUUGGUUGGUGCGUAGUUACCAUCCACCCCAGAUAACACCUCCCCGCUAACCUCCAUCUAUUAUCCUCACCACGAAGGCAGCCCACUCACGCGACCUCCCUCUCCCUCGUUUCCUCUCCCAUCUAAUCCGCCGCCAUUAGCAGCGCCAGCCAGCGGGAGAGGAACUGGCUCUGCUCUCCCAUGCAGCCACACCAGCUUCGUCGCCUGGAGGGAGGAGAAGAUGGCGGUGGCGGCUUCGAUCUAUGAUCUGCCUCGAUGCGGGUCUCCUCCAGUGAGUGCCUAUGCGGCGACGGCUACGGCGACAACGAGUGAAGGAGAUGAAGUGGAGGCAACUCGAGGGCCUCCUAGGGGGCCUGGUCCAGUUCUCCCCCGCCGCCUCCUCUGCUCGAUUUGGCCUCCAAAAAAAGGCAGGCGAUGCUCUGAUUCAGCCGUAUACUCAUUUCAUCUCUGAUUUUGAGAGCAAGAUCAAUCUUCUUAAAUUUUCUCACUUCGCAGUAGUAGUUUCACUCCAGUAUUCAGAUAAAGAUGCUGGUAUAAGCUAUCUCGAAGGCGUAAUUUCAAAACUGCGUGAUACCAAGGAAUCACGGGUUGAAGAGCCCAUUCUGUAUUUGAAGAUGCAGAUUGCAAGUUUUCUUCUUGAGAAAGGGAAUCAAAAGGAGUGUAAGAAACUGGUAGACGAGGGUAAAACCACUUUGGAUAGCAUGGGCGAUGUUGAUCCUUCAGUACUUUCGACCUAUUAUUAGUUAUGUUCUCAGUACCAUAAAGUGUGUCAAGACUAUUCUGAAUUUUAUAAAAAUGCUCUUCUAUA